CAGGUUUACUGCUCAAUGUCACGUGUUCAUCUUUACUUGCGCGUCGGUCUCGCGAUUAGGGCACAUGUGCCUCUCUAUUUAUUUUAACUUAAGUUUGUUAUUAUAUAUUGAAGUGAAAAUGCUCCCAGGAGAGGAGGCAAAAGUGCGGGAAUUGUUAUUAAAAGGGGGGCUUGAUGAGAAGACUGUGUCUGAUUUUAUUGUCAAUUCAAUGGAUUUAUUUGCAAUCCAACAUAUGGAUACAAAUACAUUAAAUAUUUUGGUUCCUAAGCUUGGUCAGAAGAUCAGAUUUGAAACCCAACGGAAAGAGUGGCUUGAAAGUUUUGACUUCGGAGCGGAAACUUCCACUGACGUAAAUUCAAAUAUUAAAACAACCUCUAUAUCUUAUAUGAAUAAAUUGGACUAUGAAGAAGUGCCGUCGAUUAUUUUUCAAGAGGUUGAAAAUAAUUCUGAUCUUCUUAACGAGUCGGUGAAUGCAUUCAAACCUUUAUCAGGCAUUAUCACAGGAGAAAUUGAUGACAAUAUUGAGAUUAUUGUAGAAAAACACUUGAAAAGUGCCGAUACUUCGAUAUCUAAAGAUUUUCAACCAGUGAAGAAAAAAGUUAAGACAUACGACUUAGAAAGUGUUUUGAAGUCAAGUCCAGAUGGAACCACAGUUUUAAAACUAUACGAGCAAGAAAAUAAAUUCUUGAAAGAUUCGAUUAGGGAUGAAUUGGUAGACUGUAUUCUGCAAAAUGAAUUAUCAGAUGAUAUGGAUAAGAGCAUUCCUCGUAACCGCCUUCAAUUUCUUGCCGAGCAGAUAAUACAAAAAUUUCCCACCGAAGAAGUGACUACAUAUUUUGAAGCAUAUCGAAGCAACAAAACUAAAAAGUUAACCUGUAAAGGAAAACUUGUGUGGAAGUAUUAUAAUCUUCGAAGAAAACUUUCCAAUUGUGGCGCCAUAACAAAAGUUAAAUUAUCAAGUAUCAAUUCAGAAAAACCCUUCACAAGCGUGGAAAUUAACAAAUCGAUUGCUGGUAGUCUCUGUUGGUUAGAACAAAACAGAGGAAAUAAAUCAAAUUGGCCUCAAGUCUUAGAUCACUGGAGAAAAACAUCAAAGAUUCGACUCAAUCAACUGAUGUAUGGGGAGGAUGUAGAUAAUGAGGUAGCAUCGACAGAUGGAGCAGUUUGUGCAAAUGCAAAGAAAUUAGCUGCUGUAAGCAAAAGUGCUAAAACCAUUGAGAAAACUAAAAAACAACUUACUCUUCAUGACUAUAAAGUAAAAUAUCCAGUAUUUCAAGAAAAUAGGGCCUACGAUUUGUUCGAGAUUGAUUUUUUUACGUUGAAGCCGGAUGUUGAUCCAUUAGCGUUAUUUAGCGAGUGGGCUACAUUGCAAUCGUUUAUUGUCGAGCAGGUUGAAAAGAAAAUUCCAGGUUUUCUACAACAAGAUGAUGAUAAAGAAAUGUCGAACGGAGAAAAAACUUUGCAUACCUUGCAAAAUUUUUGUAAGAUUUUGCCAAUCGUCAAUAUCACAGGACAACGAAAAGGUAAAAAAUCCUGGAGGCCAAGCCACGCUGAGGUAAACGAUGCUUUUUUCCGAGUUUAUAGAACUUUCGUGGAGUUUGAUGAAGUGAAAGAACAAAGGCGAGAAAAAUUAAAAGCAGCUAAAUUAACUCUGCAACCAUUUGUGGCUGUCAUUGGUCCCUUCGAAGAUCCGCUUCAAUUUAUCGUUUGUAUUGACGAAUUCUUCUAUGAUGUGCAAUCGGCUCUCCAUGCUAUUGACAUAGCCUUUAAAAGUUUUUAUGCAUUACACACGCCGUAUCCGCCUGAAUCGAAACAAAUCUGGUUAUUUUUGCAAAAAGUUGUUUAUGGUAUCACAGAAACUACUGACGAUCACUUCACAGGAGUAAGUACUAUGAUUAAAGAAUAUCAACGUUUCAAAGCGAAAUUCGAAUCUCCUUCGGCUAAACAAACCUGCUCGUAAAAAUGCGAGUAAUGUUGACAGGUUUGUCGCUAAUCUUUUCAGUUAAUGUUAUUUUUUGAUUCUUUAGAUUAUAAGUUUCUACGCGUCUCCAUUUUUUAAAAAUGCCCGUCUGCAUAGAGUGCAAGACAAAACGUGAUUUUAAAACUACAAAAGCUUUAAUUUUACAUCUUAAGAUAUCUCACAAUUAUAAUAUAUUAAGCGUUUAUCGUUGCGGAGAAAACGAUUGUUUUAGAAAAUUUAAUAGUAUUAAAGCAUUUGUUAGGCAUGUUGAGGAGCACGUUAAAAAUAGUAAUUUUUUAACUGAUAAUGAAUGUCAACCUGAACCUGAUGAAAAUGUUCUAAAUUUAGAAUCAAAUUCAUUUGAUUAUGAUCUUGAUAUCGACAAUGCCGAAAAUAUUGAAGACGAUGAAGAUACAUUUCCCUCUACGGUCUCUUUCCAGGAUAGGCUUAAAAAUGAAAGUGAUGUAUUUGUAAGUAAAUUUUACAGUAAAGCUGUCUUACCUAGAAAUGUUGUUCAAGAUUUAAUCGAUGAUACAUCAAAUUUUUUAUCCCACGGUUGUACAAAUAUUUUAAAACAAAAAGUUUUAACAACUUUGAAAUCUUCUAACGCUGAUCCAUCGGAUGUAGAUGAAAUAUCCGAAAUGUUUAAUGCAUUAGAAUCUCCCUUUUCUCAUUUAGACACAGAAUAUAAGCGUUUUCAAUAUUUUAUGGCAACCGGUAAUUUUAUAUCAGCAAAUGAAUUUGAAAUUGGAAAGCAAUUGACUCAAGUAAAAACAGAUUCAGGGACUAUUCAUAAGUGGGUUAAAGUUACCGCUCAACAUAUUCCUUUAGCACCAGUUUUAACGAAAUUUUUAGAAUUGCCCGAUUCACUUUCCAGUAUAUUAACCUAUGUUGAUUAUUUAAACGAAAAUACAGAGAAUCUUUGUAACUACAUUCAGACUGAUGCGUGGAAAAAGAAAAGGUCGAAGUUCAAAUCUAGCGAUAUUGUUCUUCCAUUGUUCGUUUAUUAUGACGAUUUUGAACCAAACAAUCCUGUUGGACAUCAUUGCUCUAAAGUUGGUGGAAUAUAUGUAACCAUCGCAUGUUUACCUCCAGAGAUAGCAUCACGUGUAGAAAAUAUAUUUUUGUCUAUUUUAUUUAAUACUAAAGAUCGUGAUGACUUCCCAGUAAAAGAUAUUAUUGCACCUCUACUUGAAGAUUUAAGAUCAUUAGAAAAAAAUGGAAUUCUUGUAAAAUUAUCUACCGGAGAAGAAAUUCGUAUUUAUUUUGUCUUGGGGUUAGUGCUAGGCGAUAAUUUAGGAAUACAUCAGCUCUGUGGUCUUGUCUGCAAUUUCUCAACGGCAAAUUAUCGUUGCCGUUAUUGCAAAAUUUACAAAAAUCAAUUGAUUAACGAUUUACAAAUAGAUGAGACAAUUUUUAGAAAUAGAACAAAUUAUGAAAUAGAUGUACUCCGAAACAGUACAGAGGACACGGGAAUCACAAGUAGAUGUGCUUUAAAUGAAUUAGAAUCGUUUCACAUAACUGAAAAUCUUUAGGGAGAUAUCUUACAUAAUUUUGAUGAGGGCAUUGCUCAUGAAGUGAUGACAUUUGUUUUGAUUAAACUCACUGAUCCAAAUACAGGAUUUUUUACAUUGCUAGUUUUGAAUACUAGACUGAAUCUUUUUGAUUUUGGCUCUUACGCAGCUUUAUAUAAAACAAAAUUAUUUAUAACUAUUGAAAAUUUAAGAAAUAGAAAGUUAAGAAUGACUGGCUCCGAAAUGCAAUGUUUUGUGCGAACUUUUGGUCUGUUGAUGGGGGACCUUGUACCUGAAAAGAAUGAAUAUUGGGAAUUAUAUUUAAGUCUUCAACGAGUCUAUGAUAUUGUUUUAAGCAAAUAUGUACCUGAAAAUAGUAUUAGAUCUUUUCAGUAUUAUGUGACCGAACUGGGACGGCAAUAUUUAAAUCUUUCUGAAGAUAAUCACCUCACUUUCAAAUUUCAUAAAAUUAUUUGGCAUUAUGGUUCAAUUAUGAAAACAAGUGGACCCGUAUCAAAUUUGAGUGUUCGUCGCUUCGAGUCAAAAAACAGAGAAUUGAAACUAGAUUCAAAAGGAAAUAUGUCGAGAGUAAAUUUAAUAAAAUCAUUAUCUAUCAAACAUCAGUUACGUUUAUGCCACAGGUUUCUUGCUAAUUGUUCCAUUCUGUCAGAAAUUCAAGUGGGUGCUGGUGAUUCGUUUGCAUCUUGUGAACUCAAUAAUCAGUUAAAAGAAUCUUUAAAAACUUUUUUCCCGAAUCUCAGUUCGGUAUUUGUUCCUCACUGGAUUAGUUAUAAGGGAUCUCAUUUUGACAAUUAUAGUAGUACAGUCAUAGUCGAUAUCGACGACUAUUUUGGUUGGCCAGUGUUUGGGGAAAUACAAAAUAUUUUUAUUUCAAAUAAAACGGUGGUAAUUUCAUGCCGCCUUUUGGAAACAAUCGGUUUUAAACAGCAUUUCCAUGCGUUUGAAAUAAAAAGAACUGAAACAAUAGUCUAUUACAACAUAGAAAAUCUUGCUGACCCUCUUCCUCUCAAUAUUUUGUGUGCCCCAAAAGGAGGACUUUUCGUCAUUUUACGAUAUCAAACAUAAGUAUAGACUUCAUUGUGAUACUCGGCUGUAAUGCUUAAUUUUUAAUAUUUAAUGUACUAAAAUAAUGUUUUAUAAUUGUAAAGAAAAAAGUUUUAAUAAAUUUUGUACUUAAUUAUCAA
Messenger RNA from Leptopilina boulardi, 4679 nucleotides. RefSeq lists its product as uncharacterized. The record is from RefSeq and is a predicted model, not a curated record. NCBI's taxonomy places the organism in Eukaryota, Metazoa, Arthropoda, Insecta, Hymenoptera, Figitidae. The transcript is spliced from 10 exons. Bases 65 to 1960 code for a protein of 631 amino acids.